ACUAUGUUAGUUGUCCUGAGAUGAAUUACUCACACUCGAGUAUUUGAUCCGUGGAAAGUGCUGCAUUCAGUGACGCUUUGGGUAGUAACAGUGGUGGUAGUGAGAAUCUUUGAUUAGAUGAACUAUUAGUGCUUUCGAGUUUGUUUCAAGAGUAGUGAUAAUGGGAUCGGAAAAACCUCGUCCUUACGAUCCUUAUCGGAAAUUAUCACUUGAACCAGGUGAUGAGAUCGUAAUCUCCGGCAUCGCGGGGAGGUUCCCAGAGUCGAAUAAUUUCAAUGAAUUCCGCGAUAAUCUGAUGAAUAAAGUGGAUCUUAUCACUGAUGAUGACCGUCGUUGGAAGUUAGAUCAUCCAGAAAUUCCACAAAGAUUAGGAAAAGUCAACAAUUUAUCAAAAUUCGAUGCAGAUUACUUUGGCAUUAAUUUCAAACAUGCCCACACGAUGGAUCCGAUGGGUAGAAUGGCAUUGGAACAUGCUUAUGAAGCUAUUGUUGAUGCUGGAGUUAAUCCAAAUCACUUGAGAGGCAGUAACACUGGAGUUUUCAUUGGCGCGUGUUUUUCGGAAUCUGAGAUGACAUGGGUUUACGAAAAACUUGAGGCGGAAAUAAACGGGGCAGGUCUCACGGGUUGUUGCAGAGCUGUAUUAUCAAACCGAAUUUCUUACUGGUUGGGGGUGCAUGGACCGAGUUAUACCAUUGAUUCUGCCUGCAGCUCAAGUCUAUUCGCAAUGGAACAUGCAUACCGAGCAAUUAGGACUGGACUGUGCGAUUCCGCCAUUGUAGGUGGCACUAAUCUCGUCCUUCAUCCAAAUGUGUCACUUCAGUUUUCACGCUUAGGUGUUUUAUCACAUGACGGUCGAUCCAAAUCAUUCGAUAACAAUGCCAAUGGUUACGUGAGGAGUGAAACAAUCAGUAUAGCCUUCCUUCAAAGAGCUAAAAAUGCUAAACGUAUCUACGCAACCAUAGUCUAUGGAAAGACCAAUUGUGAUGGCUUUAAACCACAGGGAAUUACGUUUCCGUCAAGUGAAAUCCAACGUGUUCUUCUUAGGGAUUUCUAUAAGGAAUGCAAGGUAUUACCAACUUCGGUCGAAUAUGUUGAAGCUCAUGGUACCGGAACCAAGGUGGGAGAUCCUGAGGAACUGAAUGCAAUUGAAUCAGUUUUCUGCUCCGGAAGGACCGGACCACUUAAAAUCGGUUCGGUUAAAUCGAACAUUGGGCACGCAGAGCCCGCCAGUGGAAUGGGUCAAAUUGCAAAAGUUAUUAUAAGCUAUGAAACUGGCCUUAUUCCGCCAAAUUUGCAUUAUACAGAGCCACGUGAAGGUGUCGAAGGUCUUACGAACGGAAAGCUACAGGUUAUCACUAAACCGACACCGUGGAAGAGAGGAUAUGUUGGUGUAAGCUCAUUUGGAUUCGGUGGUGCCAAUGCUCAUAUUCUUCUCAUGUCAAACCCUAAAGAGAAGAUCAAUGAUGGCGCGCCUCAGGAUGAUCUUCCACGGCUUGUUGUUGUUUCUGGAAGAACUAAGGAAGCAAUUAUUUCACUUUUAGCAGAUGUUGAAAGUCGUCCGGUCGAUGUCGAAUACAUCCGCUUGCUUCACGACCUCCACGCAGAACAUCUACCAGGUCACCUUUACCGUGGUUACACGGUUGUGGGCACCUCCGGACCUAAAAAAAAGCUUCGGAGUCUCAAGUACUACUCGGGGACCAAGCGGCAAAUAUGGUUCCUAUUUUCUGGAAUGGGUUCUCAAUGGCCAGGCAUGGGCACCUCUCUCCUUCGUUUCUCAGGCUUCGCGAAUGCCAUAAAAAAAUGUGAUGCAGUUCUGAGACCGCGUGGAAUAAACAUCUAUGAAAUUUUGACAAAGCCCGACAAGCUAAUGUUCCAGAAGCUCUCUAAUUGUUUACUGGGAAUAGUAGCGAUGCAAAUGGGUCUAUUCGAUCUGUUAACAUCUUUAAAAAUAGUUCCGCAUGGCAUUAUUGGGCAUUCUUUUGGAGAACUGGCUUGCGCCUAUGCAGAUGGCUCUUUCACAGCAGAACAAACUAUCUUAGCUGCAUAUGCAGUAGCUCUAGCUUUGAUGGAAUCCACUAAAAUCCGCGGAGCAAUGGCAUUGGUGGGUUUAGGAUAUGAGGCAACUGAGAAACUCUGUCCAUCAGAUAUCGAAGUAGCAUGUCACAUCGGUCCUGAGAUGACUGUCAUAAGUGGGCCAACAGAGUCCGUCAGAACUCUCAUUGCAAAACUUUCAACAAACCGCAUAUUCACUGAAGAAAUUGCAUGUAACGAAAUUGCAUUUCAUAGUAAAUGUAUUGCAGAUGCUGGACCAAAACUCUUUGCCUACUUGAAGCGAAUCAUCUUAGACCCUAAACCAAGGAGUUCCAAAUGGCUUAGCACAUCGAUACCUAGUUCGCAGUGGAAGUCAUCUCAGGCUAGACUGUCUUCAGCUGAAUAUCAUACGAAUAGUAUCCUUGGUCCUGUUCUUCUCCAAGAUAUAACUAGCGUAAUUCCUAGAGGUUCUGUUAUCAUCGAAAUAACGCCUCAUGGCCUUCAAAAUAUUCUGAAAAGUUCCUCCGAUUCUAAAUUUAUUCAUAUCAUUCUCAGUCUCAAUAAUCAUCCGGAUAAUGCUGAAGUUUUCCUCGAAGCAAUGGGAAAACUCUACGAAAUUGGAGUACAACCUGCCAUUUGGGAGUUAUAUCCCGAGAUCAAAUUCCCUGUAUCUCGAGGAACACCUAUGAUAUCGCCCUUAAUCAAGUGGGAACACUCUGAAGACUGGUUUGUUACCUCCUACAGAACGCAUGAGAAAAUCAAUUCAGGGGAGAGGAUUGUAACGUUAGCAUUGACCGAUGAAGAUUAUGAGUAUAUGGAAGGACAUGUUAUUGAUGGAAAGAAUCUUCUACCCGCAACUGGUUAUUUGUCACUGAUCUGGGAAACUAUAGGAAUGAUGAGGGGAGAAUUGUACACUGAACUGCCGGUUGUAUUCGAAGAUGUACGCUUUUUGAGAGCUACUACCCUGUCCAAAGAUAUUACGUUUGAGUUGACAAUUACAAUUCAGAAAGGUACAGGAAAGUUCGAAGUUUUAGAAGGAGGUGUAGCAGUGGUAACGGGAACUGUACGUCACGCACCGAGUGUCAACCAAGAACAGAUAACCGUUCGAAUAACAAACCUGGAGGAACCUGAACAAUUGACAAGUAGAGACGUAUAUAAAGAAUUCAGGUUACGUGGAUAUCAAUAUACUGGACUAUUUAGAGCUGUUAUGAGUGCUACCAUUGCUGGGUCUAAGGGAACCAUCCGUUGGGCAAAUAACUGGGUAGCUUUUAUGGACAACAUGUUACAAAUGGGACUUCUUGGACGUGACACUCGUAGUCUCCUCGUGCCGACGGGAAUUAAAAAGCUAACGAUCAAUACCAAGAAGCAUUAUCAACAGAUUCGAAAAAUGCCACGUGAUCAACAAGAGUUCAAGGUGUAUAUAAUGAAACAACACGACGUGAUCAUCUCCGGUGGCGUCCAAAUCCAUGGUUUGCAGGCGACUGCAAUAGCUCGAAAGAAGCCGGCAGGAGAACCUGUUCUGGAAACCUACAAAUUUGUGGCUCAUCGAGAUCGUGCUGACAUACCCUUCAAGGAUGCUGUCCGCUUGGCAACUCACAUUGCUCUGGAAAACUAUCUCGGUCUCAAGGUGAAAACAAUAGAAACCUUACGAGCAGGAGAGGAAUAUCCCCUGGAAGAACUUUUUUCUUUUAACAUAUCAGAGGCGCUGGCACAUGUACCCAUGGUCCAGGCAGAUAUCAAUAUCGUCACUGUGGAGGAUAACUUGAACCUCGGAGAGAUUCCUGAGCAUAUCAAUGUCACAGAGUAUAAGACAUUACCGUCAGAAAUGAACUCACUUAUUCUGGCAGGACGCGACCUCCUAGCAGAGCAACAGAGCGAAUCAAUAAGUCAGCUACUGACUAUGUUGAAGGAUGGAGCUUUUGUCGUUUCACUGGAAUCAUCAUCUCCACAAGAGGUCAUGAGGUCAUCCCAUAAAUAUGGGCUGAACAUCGUUUUGGAAAAAGUCGUUAGCGGAACCACUUUUCUACUUCUUCGGAAAAAGGAAAGAUUACCCAAAAGUAUAAUAGUCAUUUCUGUAAACAAUGAAGAAUUCUCCUGGGUCGAAACCGUCAAAGCAGCUUUGAAUGCAGAGGUUGAACGAAAUGUAAUGACAUCAUCAAGAAUCUUACUGAUAAGCGAUCAAACUUUUGAGAAUGGGCUUCUGGGUCUGGUAAAUGGCCUAAGAAAGGAACCAGGUGGAGAAAUAGUUAGAGGGCUAGUCAUUCAAGAUCCAAAUGCACCAAAUUUCUCGCUCACUGAGCCAUUGUAUGCUGACCAACUGAAACUGAAUCUCACGCUCAAUGUUUUGCGGCCGAGGGGCACCUGGGGAACAUAUAGACAUCUUCCUUUGCCGUCAGUGACAGCACGUUCUGCUUACCAUAUUUGGGCAAAUCAGCUUGUGAGAGGUGAUCUUAGCUCCUUCCGCUGGAUGGAAGGCCCAAUUACACCAGACUGCAAAAUUUCUAAUCUGGUUAGAGUUGUUUAUUCUUCAAUCAAUUUCAAAGAUAUUAUGUUGGCUACUGGAAAACUUACUGCUGAUAAUUUCGUGAAAACCAGAAGUACAGCUGAAUGUGUUCUAGGAUUUGAAUAUGCGGGCAUUAAUGCGAAUGGUUCCAAAGUAAUGGGAAUGGUCGCAAGUCGUGCAAUCACGAAUAUUUUGAAUAGUGAUCCUACUCUUACUUGGAAUGUCCCUCAAUCUUGGACUCUAAAAGAUGCGGCAACCGUUCCUUGCGUCUAUGCUACAUGUGUUUAUGCCCUCUACAUUCGUGGAAACAUGAAGAAGGGUGAUAAGGUGUUAAUCCAUGCUGGGUCUGGUGGUGUCGGACAAGCUGCAAUCAAUCUUGCACUUUGGACCGGAUGUGAAGUUUUUACUACUGUUGGUUCUGCGGAAAAAAGAUCAUUCAUUCGAUCUACAUUCCCCCAAAUUUCUGAUGAUCAUAUUGGCAACUCUAGGGAUACUAGCUUUGAGCAAUUAGUGAUGAAUAAAACAAAUGGAAUGGGUGUGGAUAUUGUUCUCAAUUCACUUGCUGAUGAAAAGCUUCAGGCAUCGGUGAGAUGUUUAGCCGAGGGAGGCCAAUUUUUGGAGAUUGGGAAAUUCGAUAUGGCCAACAAUAGUCAUCUAGGAAUGAAGGCAUUCAUGAAAGGAAUAAGCUUUCAUGGAGUAUUUUUGGACAGACUGUUCGAUGCUGUUGAGCAAAAGAGGAAAGAGUUGCAUAAGCUGAUGCAGAGAGCACUGGACAAUGGGGCGAUUAAGCCACUCAAUUGCACUAUCUUUCCCAAGGAUCAAAUCGAACCUGCUUUUAGGCAUAUGGCUACUGGAAAACACAUCGGCAAGGUAAUCCUGGAAAUUCAAGAUGAAAAGAGUUUGGGAGUGUCAUUCCCGGCUCUUCCACGAUAUUAUUGCCGGAAAAACCGCUCUUACAUAAUCCUGGGUGGUCUCGGCGGCUUUGGACUGGAAUUGGCCGAUUGGCUAGUUCUUCGCGGAGCAAAACAUCUAAUCCUCACAUCCCGUACAGGGAUAAAAAAUGGUUAUCAACUCAUGCGAAUUAAACUUUGGGAAAGCUACGGAGUUCAGGUCAAGAUUAUCGUUGGAAAAGAUGCAGCAAAGUCGAGAGAUUGUGAAGAGAUUUUGUUGACAGCGUCAAAUGAUGUUCCAGUGGAUGCAAUUUAUAAUCUUGCAGUUGUUCUCAAGGACGGUCUCAUAGAGAGCCAAACACCAGCAACGUUUGAAGAGUCUUUUAAGUCUAAAGCUUGGACUACUCACAAUCUUGACAAACUUUCUAGAAGAUUUUGUCCGAAACUUCGUCAUUUUGUUGUUUUUUCUUCAGUCUCCUGCGGACGUGGGAAUGCCGGGCAAACAAACUAUGGAAUGUCCAAUUCAGUUAUGGAGAGAAUUUGUGAAAGACGGGCCACAGAAGGACUACCAGCUCUUGCAAUCCAGUGGGGAGCCAUUGGAGAUGUUGGGCUCGUAGCGGACAUGCAGGAUGAUGACAAAGAGCUGGUCAUUGGAGGAACUCUUCAACAAAAGAUAUCAUCCUGCCUUUAUGAACUUGAUGGAUUUCUCAAUCAAUCCUGUCCUGUUAUCGCUAGUAUGGUAGUAGCUGAAAAGAAAACAGGUGGUAGUACUAUCCUCAAUGUAGUCGAUACUGUACUUAAAAUUAUGGGACUCAAAGAUAUGAAGUCAAUUAGUCAACAUAUAUCACUUGCUGAACUUGGCAUGGAUUCUAUGAUGGCAGUCGAAAUAAAGCAAACUUUGGAGCGGGAGUUUGACAUAUUUCUUACAGCACAGGACAUUCGUAGCUUGAAUUUUGCGAAAUUAAAUGACAUUAUGUCAAAAGAUAGUGCAUCAGUCAUAGAAAGUACGAAUAGUACUGAUGAGAAAGCUCCUUCGAUAAUGAAUCUGCUACUCAAGCUUUUGGGCACAGAUGAGAGUUUAAUGAGUAAAACCAGCCUUACAUUACCUACCCAGCAGAAAAAGGGAUACGAUGAGGUGUUCUUGAUCCCUGGAAUUGAAGGUUUUGGUUCUGUCUUCAUGAAGAUUGCUCCGGAGAUCAAAGGUACUGCAACUUGUUUGCAAUUGGAUGCCCUCAGCGACACCAUUCAUGAUCUGGCGGCCAAAUCAUUGCCUAUUGUCUUGACUAAAAACCGGAAUCAGAAGAACUUCUUCAUCGUAGGAUAUUCAUUUGGAUCUCUAGUGGCAAUAGAAAUGGUUCGGCAAUUGGAAACGCAAGGUUAUAAUUGUCGACUACUCCUGGUUGAUGGUUCUCCAGAUUUCUUAAAAACUAUCAGAAAUCAGCAGUUACGAUCAGAAAAUGAUGAUGAUCUCGGUACCAAUAUGCUCAUUGGUAUCACUGAUAUUGUUGCCCCCCAAAUCAGUGGGGACCUAUAUGUAGAACUCCAAAAAUGUAAGACAUGGGAGGAGAAACUCAACGUAUAUAUGGACUUAAUACCAGAUGAUGCAAUGAAAAUUUCCCCUGAAGGCCAAAGGAAAAUUACUGUUGCUAUUUAUCGGCGUCUUAUGGCUGUUGGAAAUUAUGAUCCUACCAAGCUUCCACCUUUGAAAUCUUCGAUCACGUUAUUAAAACCCAAUGUGGAGAGUUUCAAGUAUCUUUCGGCAGAUUAUGGACUCACGAAGUUAACUACGGGAGGUGUGACAAUCUACAGGCUUGAAGGAAACCACGUAACGAUUCUAGACAAUCCGAAAGUAGCAGCUGCGAUAAAUGGAGAGUCACUGGAAGAUAUGAAGCAUUAAAUUGUUACAUUUUGCCAUCAGAGUUACUGAUGUAGAAAUAAUAAAUACGAUCUAUUACAUUCCAA
Messenger RNA from Diachasmimorpha longicaudata, 7386 nucleotides. RefSeq names its product fatty acid synthase-like. Lineage: Eukaryota; Metazoa; Arthropoda; Insecta; Hymenoptera; Braconidae. The transcript is spliced from 10 exons. Gene Ontology annotation, molecular function: 3-oxoacyl-[acyl-carrier-protein] synthase activity; fatty acid synthase activity; phosphopantetheine binding. Bases 161 to 7321 code for a protein of 2386 amino acids. Gene Ontology annotation, biological process: fatty acid biosynthetic process. The record is from RefSeq and is a predicted model, not a curated record.